GCUAAAUCGGUUCAAAUAGUUAAGCCCUGGAAAAAUCGAUAGCCACAAUCGAUUACUUUGAGUCAACAACAGCGCAACAGGUUCUGCAAUAGCUGCACUGAUAAAACAUUUAAAUAUUAAGAAUUAUGAUGCGUUCAAAGUUAUUGAGCCUUCUGCCCCGUACCAUGGGUGUGUGCAGACACAUGUCCACGGCCACAAAGCUGACCACUGUGGAGAUCGAUGAUAAAACCGGCAUUGCAACGCUCACAAUGAACCGACCGCCCGUAAAUGGCCUAAACUUGGAAUUGCUGCGUGAUGUUCAUCAGUCCAUUGAGGAAAUUGAGGGCAACAAAAGUCGCGGCCUUAUACUGACAUCAUCGAACAGCACAAUAUUCUCUGCCGGACUGGAUAUAUUUGAGAUGUAUAAACCAGACAAGGAACGUAUUCGAGCAUUUUGGACAGCUCUGCAGGAUGUUUGGUUGUCCCUCUAUGGCAGCAGUGUUCCGACUGCGGCAGCAAUUAACGGUCAUUCCCCGGCCGGAGGUUGUUUGCUGGCCACAGCUUGCGAAUAUCGCGUCAUGUUGCCAAAAUACACAAUUGGCUUGAACGAAACGAAACUUGGAAUCGUGGCACCGCAAUGGUUCAUGGCAACCUUUCAGAGCGUUCUGCCGCGUCUACAGGCUGAGCGAGCGCUUAACCAGGGACGCAUGUUCACAACGGAGGAAGCCCUGGAGAUUGGCCUAGUCGAUAAGAUUGCCAACAGCAAGGAGGAAGCCUUGGCAAAGUGUGUCGAAUUUAUUGGCACAUUUGCCAAGGUAAAUCCCAUAGCACGCGCAUUAACCAAACAACAAAUUAGGGCUGCUGAACUAAAGCAAUUGCAAGAUGGACGUGUCCAAGAUAUGGAGAGGUUCCUCUUCUUUGUUAGCCAACCAUCUGUUCAAAAGGGACUGGGCAUUUAUCUAGAAAGUCUGAAAAAGAAGUCAUCAAAGUGAAAUUAAUGCCAUUGAUAUAACUUAAUUAAAAUUUUUAUAAAUCUAAGUGUGAAACCAAUUAAAUUUUGAAAUUUUCUAA
Drosophila innubila is the source of this 1050-nucleotide messenger RNA. Its product is annotated as enoyl-CoA delta isomerase 1, mitochondrial. The record is from RefSeq and is a predicted model, not a curated record. Lineage: Eukaryota; Metazoa; Arthropoda; Insecta; Diptera; Drosophilidae. Gene Ontology annotation, biological process: fatty acid beta-oxidation. The transcript is spliced from 4 exons. Gene Ontology annotation, molecular function: enoyl-CoA hydratase activity. Gene Ontology annotation, cellular component: mitochondrion. Bases 126 to 971 code for a protein of 281 amino acids.